Molecule: messenger RNA, 1176 nt
Organism: Tetrahymena thermophila SB210
Lineage: Eukaryota; Ciliophora; Oligohymenophorea; Hymenostomatida; Tetrahymenidae
Product: nucleotide-sugar transporter
Exons: 1
Biological process (GO): pyrimidine nucleotide-sugar transmembrane transport
Cellular component (GO): intracellular membrane-bounded organelle; Golgi membrane
Molecular function (GO): pyrimidine nucleotide-sugar transmembrane transporter activity
Source: RefSeq, a predicted model, not a curated record
AUGGCAAACCUUUCAGUUGUUUAAGUUAAUAUUCUACUAUUAACUCUGCUUUUAAUCAGUAUUGCUUCAGGAUUGUGCUUCAAAUAAUAAUAAAGAAGUGUCGUAAAUGGAGUAUAGUUUAAUCACCCUUUUAUGCAAUCUAUGCUUAUGUUUAUAGGUGAAGCCUUGUGCUUUUUAUGGUUCAUUGGAUACAAGAAAAAAUACAGAGAGUAAUACGCAAAAGAAGCUCAGUAGGCUGCUGAAAAAGGUCUAAAGCUUGAAAUAAACAAAGCCAUAUAUGCUAUACCUACACUUUUCGAUUUUCUAUCAUCAACCGUCAGUUUCUUUGCUAUGAAUAUGAUGCCAUUAUCUAUUUACUAUAUGUUCCGUGGUGCAGGUAUUAUGGUAACAGCUCUUUUCUCUGUUUUAUUCUUAAAGCGUGUCUUAUAUCGUUAAAAUUACCUUGGUCUCUUUCUUACAGUUGCUGGUUUUAUAGUAAUUGGUGUUACUGCUAUCGUUUUAUCAGACUCUAGUCAAGAUAACAACUAAUUAAUUCUCGGCAUCAUUUUGAUUAUAUUUUCUUUUGUUUUCACUUCAAGCUAAUUAGUAUUAGAAGAAAAACUCUUUUCCUAAUACCACUUGAAUCCUUUUGAGGUUGUAGGCUAUGAAGGAUUCUGGGGUAUUUUCAUCACUUGGAUUGCUCUUAACAUCUUCUCCUACAUACCAUGCCCUAGUAACAUGGAUUGUCCUGAUGGAAUGAUGGAAAGUGUCCCUACCUUCUUUAAAACUGUUUUCACAAUGGAAGGAGAUGACUAACCUACUCUUUUAAUUAUGAUAAUUCUCUCAAUUUUCAUUAUCAUGCUAUUAAAUGGACUUGGUCUCUGUGUAACUAAGUAUGCCAGUGCCAUGAGUAGAAGUUUAAUGGGAGUACUCUCACCAUUCCUUGUCUGGAUGAUUACUAUUGGAUUAGGAUGGGAUAAGUGGAAAGUUGGCUAAUUUGUUGGUUAUGUAGUUAUAACUUUUGGUGUCUUAAUAUACAAUGAAAUCAUAGUCAUUCCUUUGUUUGGCUUCAAUCUUAACUUAAAGAAAAAUAUUUUGAAGCGUUAAUAAGAAUUAGAAGCAAUACCAAAAGAAUAAGAACUUGAGAAGAGAGACUCUGAAAAUAAAAAUCUUGCAUCAUCUGAAAACGCAGUAUGA